AUGGGCAAGAAAGAUGGCAAAAAAGACAAGGGGGAUGCCGCGUCCUUGAACCUCACACUGUGGCGGGAUACAGGCGGCGAGCGUGGAGGGCACAUGUGGCUAGUCUGUAUCGUGGAGUCGGUCGAGAAGACCCUACGCGUGAACGAGCUCAGCGCGGUGUUGCUUCUAGACGUCGCCAACUUCGUGAACGCGAUGAGUGCGACGGAGGCGGUGAUUGCGGCUGUCGUUGCGCCGGUGACGGGUGUUGUUCGUUCGGAGGGGGUGGUAGUUUUCUUUGUUUUGGCCAUUUUGGCCGUUCUGGAGUGUAGGUUCUCGGAAGAGGUGCCCGGGCUGGUGGAGACCUCCAACAACUUGGCCAGAGUGAGCAUCGCCGUCGAUGCCGUCAGCGUCACGCACUUUGCGCGCUCGGCGGUGGACGCGCGGCUGGCGGAGUUCCGCAAGAAGAUGAAGGACCUCGCGGAUUCCACCGGCUUCGAAGUCGACUCUGGCGUGCAGCUACCAGGGUGGGCGCCGAAUGCCAAGUCUCGGCUUCUGGAGCUCUCCAAGGAAGUGUUCGUGCAGCUGGAAGGCAGAAAUCCUGAGGUGGCAGCCAUCCAUGCCGGUCUCGAAUGUGGUGUCUUUGCAGAGAAGCUCCCAGGGAUCGACAUGAUCUCUUUUGGGCCCGACAUACAAGGUGCACACGCUCCGGGUGAGAAGGUGGAGGUCAGCUCCGUGGCAAGAAACUGGGAGCUGCUUCUUGGGCUGUUGGCACGCCUCGCCCAAGAGCCGCCCCGACGUGCGGAGCUGUGA
Molecule: messenger RNA, 789 nt
Organism: Symbiodinium sp. CCMP2456
Lineage: Eukaryota; Dinophyceae; Suessiales; Symbiodiniaceae
Source: the annotation of a GenBank genome assembly